Anopheles moucheti is the source of this 1239-nucleotide messenger RNA. RefSeq names its product allantoicase-like. The record is from RefSeq and is a predicted model, not a curated record. Gene Ontology annotation, biological process: allantoin catabolic process. Gene Ontology annotation, molecular function: allantoicase activity. NCBI's taxonomy places the organism in Eukaryota, Metazoa, Arthropoda, Insecta, Diptera, Culicidae. Bases 1 to 1188 code for a protein of 395 amino acids. The transcript is spliced from 2 exons.
AUGCAAGCCUCGGAAAACAUACAAGCACUACCACCUGCCGAGGAGCAGCAGCCGGUAUUUACCGAGCUGUGUGAAGUGGCAUCAAUUGGAAGCAAUGGAUCUAUUCUCUUCGCUACGGACGAUUGGUUUGCUCCGGCGGAAUGGAUGCUAAAGGAUUCGGAGCCUGUAUGUCGCCCAGACGAGUACACACCGUACGGGAAAUGGAUGGACGGUUGGGAAACGCGACGCAAACGCAUUCCCGGGCACGAUUGGUGCAUUGUCGAGCUUGGUGCCCCGACACAGAUUGCUGGUUUUAUGAUUGACACGGCACAUUUCACCGGCAACUAUGUGCCACGUGUGUCCAUCCAGGGUGGUACGCUGGACGAAACGACCAAGCGUAUGCUGCAGUCUUCCAUUCCUCGCCAGCUGCAAUGCGAUGGCGACGCAAACAUCGGUACCGGGCGAACAAUGGAAGAACUGGGAAUGAUGGAGCUGAUCGGAACAGAUCACUGGGAUGUGUUGUUGUCGCGCACGGAGCUAAAGCCGGGCUACGAGCAAACACGCCGACAGCAUUUCAUCGUUCCGAAAGGAAAACAGUCACUAGUCGUUAGCCAUUUACGUGUUAAUAUAUUUCCGGAUGGUGGGAUCGCACGUUUGCGUGUCUACGGUACGGUGAGAAUAAACGUGAGCGACAGUUUGUCUGCGAAGAAACCGAUCGACAUGAUCGCCAUGCUGAAUGGUGGCCGUUGCACUGGAUACUCCAACGCUCAUUAUGGUCAUCCGCGUAAUUUGAUUAAACCCAGCACCGGUAUCAACAUGGGCGAUGGUUGGGAGACGGCACGUCGCCUUGAUCGACCACCUGUUUUGCGGGUGGACGGUGCGGGAAUUCUGCAGGUUCCCGGGAGCGAAUGGGCCAUAUUUGAACUGGGUGCCCCUGAUGGAUGCUGGGUGGAGCGCAUAUGUAUCGACACGAAGCAUUUCAAGGGGAACUUUCCGGAUAAUGUCAGGGUAGAAUAUGCCUGCAAGGGUAAGCAGGAUUUGUGGAUGCCGUUGAUGGAAAGGAAAAAGUUAGGAGCUGAUCGGUUGCACGAGUUUAGUGCCACAGAUUUGCUGCCUCAAGAGAAAGCUGCCUCGUUCGUACGCAUCACCAUUGCACCGGAUGGGGGACUUUCGCGAGUUCGCAUUUUUGGAACGAUAGCAAGAGCAUAGCAAAAAGUUUUCCUACGCAAAUUCGUUGAUCGAUGCUUCAGGAAGAAUGUU